GACUCCUCGUAGAAGUCAUCCCACAGCACGGUCUAUCUCGGGAGCGAACCGUGGAACUCCACAUCAGACGCCAAUUUCCGAGUUUGUACCUACGACGUACCGAUAUAACCAGAGUUAGGGGUUGAGCAUCAAAGACACCGGGAGUAUUCCUCCGUUGGGGGGUUGAGCUAGCGGAUUCGCUCGAACAUCGGUCGCCAUGUCGCUGAAACAGGAAAUCGAGACGUGGGUACAGGCACUAGGCCACUAUGACAACAAUGAGUUCGAUGACGCGCUCAAGGGGUUCGGAAAUAUCGCCGAUACCUCCAAGAUCCUGUUCAACAUGGGAGUGAUAUUUGCGACCCUAGGGGAGCACGAGAAAGCGGUGGACAGCUAUCAAAGAGCGUUAGCCCUCGACAAAUACCUGGCCGUGGCCUAUUUCCAGCAAGGGGUCUCGAAUUUCCUCAUGGGCGAUUUCGAGGAAGCACUGGCCAACUUCAACGACACCCUAUUGUACCUUCGCGGUCACAAUAACAUCGACUACGAGCAGCUCGGCCUCAAAUUCAAGCUUCACUCCUGCGAAGCCCUUUUUAAUAGGGGGUUAUGUUACAUUUACCUACAGCAAAAGACGGCGGGUAUGCAGGAUCUCGCCUUCGCUGCUCGCGAAAAGACCAUGCCGGAUCACGAAGUCAUUGAGGACGCUAUCCGGGAAGAAGCUGAAGGAUACACCGUCUUCUCUAUCCCCGUCGGCAUCAUCUAUCGUCCCAACGCCGCCAAAGUCAAAAACCUCAAAACCAAAGACUACCUCGGCCGCGCCCGUCUCGUCGCGGCGUCCGACCGCAACAAUCUCUACACCGGCUUCGCCGGCGCCGAAAUCAAAGCCGCCUCCGCCACCUCCCUCCCCGCCAAAGACGACCGCCCCGAAUCCCAACUGUCCUACGCCGCCACCAACCUCGUCAAACCCAACCUCAUCUCCCGCUCUAACACGCGCCUCCAAUCCGAGCCCCCCAUCAACCGCACAGUCUUCCCCCCCACUCCUCCCCCCGAAGUCGACUCCCGCCCCCCUCCCCCCCCUGACAAACGCCGCUCCGGCCCCGACCCCCUCUCCCGCGCCCAGAGCGUCAAAAACGGGGUCCGCCCCUACCCCCGCCCACUCGACCUCUCCGUCGCCGGCUUCGACCAACCCCAACCCACUAACCCCGCCCCGCCUCCCCGCCUCGGCACCCAGCGCUCCAUGUCCGAGCGCCCCCGCCGCGACCACGACCGCUACGCCACCCCCUCCCAGGACCGCCUGCGCGGGCCCCGUCGCCGCUCCUUCGAUCCCCUCGACGACGAUACCGCCUCCACCGAGGAUGUGUACGAUCUGUACGGCGGGCGCGGCGCGCGGCGAUCUCAGGCGAGAAACCCGGCCGGUGCCCCGCGCGCUAUUGUUGGGUAUAUCGAGGAAGAGGACGAGUUCGGCGGGAGUGAGUCGGAGCCGGACUUCGAGAUGGUCUCAAGGGCAAGGACGAAUGGGUCGGGGGGGCGGAGGAGGCGGGCGUCACGAUCCCGGUCGCGAGGGCCGGGGGCGGGGGGGCGAGGAGGGGAGUAUGGGUACCGGUCGUCGAAUGGCAAUAGUAACAGCAACAGCAACAGCGUGACGUUGCGGAAGAUCCGGGUGAAGGUGCACGCGGCGGACACGCGGUACGUGCUGAUCGGGCCAGCAGUGGAGUUUGCGGAUUUCGUGGACGGGAUCCGGAUGAAGUUCGGGUUGCGGAACGCGUUUAAGGUGAUGACGAAGGAGGAGGGGGGGGAUUUGAUCACGAUGAGCGAUCGGGAUGAUUUGGAGUUGGCGGUGAUGGAGAGUCGGAGGGUGGCGAGGAUGGAGGGGUCGGAGAUGGGGAAGAUGGAGGUGUGGUUGGGGGAGAUUGGGUAGGGGGUGGAGGUUAUGACCUGGAGUUUGGGAUCAUAAUACAUACGAUAUUCACGUUGGGAUUGAACAUUUGUUCGGUUUUUGGUUUUUGGUUAGAGCGGCACGGCGACGAGUUCUUUAUGUUCAUGUUUAAUCUCCUCCAGCAGCAUUGGGAACCGAUUGACG
Eremomyces bilateralis CBS 781.70 is the source of this 2053-nucleotide messenger RNA. RefSeq lists its product as uncharacterized. The record is from RefSeq and is a predicted model, not a curated record. Gene Ontology annotation, molecular function: protein binding. The coding region runs from base 197 to 1891 and encodes 564 amino acids. The transcript is spliced from 4 exons. Lineage: Eukaryota; Fungi; Ascomycota; Dothideomycetes; Eremomycetales; Eremomycetaceae.